Messenger RNA from Heterobasidion irregulare TC 32-1, 1422 nucleotides. RefSeq lists its product as uncharacterized. The coding region runs from base 1 to 1422 and encodes 473 amino acids. NCBI's taxonomy places the organism in Eukaryota, Fungi, Basidiomycota, Agaricomycetes, Russulales, Bondarzewiaceae. The record is from RefSeq and is a predicted model, not a curated record. The transcript has 6 exons.
AUGACAGAUCCCAAACCAAAUAGGAUGGAUAAGUUCUCCCGUCCCUCAUUACAAUGGUUGGUUCCUCUGUCCGGUCAAGUGCCGUCAAUUGCCAAGUCAACAUGGCAGCUUGGCUGGUACCAUUGGCGCAAGCAUGUAGCAUCAAUGGCUAUUCGGAAGCAAUGGGCAUGGAUGGCAACUCGUUCUAAAGAGAAAGCCUCAGGGGGGGAGAGAUCGACUGGUGAAUGCAUCGACCACGGGGAAGGCCAGAAUAGAGGGACUAUCGCGACAUGGGUAUAUCUCUUGUCGUCCUUCCUCUUUAAAAGAUUCACUCGCGUGGUCAGAAAACCUACACAACCAACUUUUUCAAAAUUCGGAUGCAAGGCGGUUGAAGGUAACUCAGUGAUAGACAACCGCCCAUUCUCACCUUCAAACAGUGACGGUGCCGUGCACCUGAUUCGAAAAUCAAUCUCAAUUGACGAAGCUCCUGGCGCGGGGCCCUCAAGGUCCCAAUUCGAUCACACUGAGCCCUUGCUCAGACAAGAUUCAGAUGGCGUACAUGUCGAACGGGACCGCAAGGGACCUCAUGUCCUUCAACGCGAAGCCGGACGCGUAUGGCUAGAUGUACGCGCGUCGGGCCAGUCACUCCCCGCCUUCUCGCUGCAGCUGGCCUCUUCGCCCGCCCAUUAUUUCGUUGCUGGUCCCCUUCCGUGCCUUGUCGUCCCGCCUACGCGGGCACCCACCUCCACACUGGCUACAUUCCCGAUAGUCCCGCCACACGAACUCGUCCCAGCCACCGCCUCUAACGUAUCAGUAAGGACAUACAAUCCCUUCCGGCUCGAACCUUCGCUCCCCGCCUCAUCCGAAAAUCCAUCGACCCAUGACCCCUUGAUGGAGCGUGUCAUACCCACCGACGCACAAAUAUCUACCUUCUCGGAGCUGGAAGGUGCUGUCUACCCUUUCGCAGGUCCCUUGGUUGACAUGGCAUGUGUGGUGGUGGCGUCGCGCCUUGACCCACGGUGGGACCUGGAAGCCGUGCAGCGAAUGAUAAGGGAUUGUUUGGCAUAUGCGGGGAAGCAGCAGCCAUUGAGCAGGGCGAGCCUGGAGUCGAGGGCAAUGGAGGAGACUGUGGAGGUCAGCGAGGUCGAGGUCGGAAGUGGAGAUGAGGAUAGAGAGCGAGACGAGAGCGAGACAACUUGGUCUCAGGAGACCGGAUGCUGGCGCGUCGCGCCUAUGCCUACCCCGAGGCCAAUGGAGGCAGCUGGAGGGUUACACCCAAUGCCUGUGGUCAUACCACAGACUGACGGCGAUGCCCUCAGCAAUGACAAAGAUAAAUCAACAACGUCCACCCACGAGGUGGACAACCCCGCAGGCGAGCCUGUCGUCGAGCUUGUACCGCUGUCAAGUGGAGGGCCCAUGGCAUCUUGGUCUGUGGACGACUAA